AUGGUAGGCGUCCUGGGGGAUGCUUUAAUUUGGCGCGUGUGGUGCUGGAAGGAUGACUGGCUGGCAGUGCUGAUGUCUAUGAGGCAUUGCCUUGGUGGAUCCGUAGGUGUCCAGACAAGAGGUGAGCCUUCACUCCAUGACAGCGCCAUGAAGGGAAAGCCCACCAAGUUGUCAAAUUUCUUCAAGAAUACAUUGUUCAUCUUGGAGCAUAUGAAUGAUGGUAUCUUGGGAUCUACACUGUCCGUGGAUCGGGAUGCGUAUAGACCAGCUUUCUCCGUUUGGAAAGUCUACCUUGAAGAUGCGACAUUGGCCACCAUCCCAGUGCCGUUCAUUGAGGAUUGGAAUCUCGCCGUCAGAGCGCAAAGUAGAGACGGCGGCGGUUAG
Messenger RNA from Plenodomus lingam JN3, 384 nucleotides. Lineage: Eukaryota; Fungi; Ascomycota; Dothideomycetes; Pleosporales; Leptosphaeriaceae. The record is from RefSeq and is a predicted model, not a curated record.